AUGUUAGCGGCUCGAGAUCAAGAAAAUUUAGCUUUUAGCCAUCAGAAUGGUGCUGCUCUGAAGCAGCAGCAAGGUCAAGCGAAGCGCCAACUCCAGCCCAAGACACCCGGUACAAGAUAUGCGAACACACCUAUUAAAGUCCCUCUGAACGACGAAAAUGGUGCCGGUGGUGCCAAGAGCAUCCUCGGUGGCAGAUCAAGAGGCAAUGAGAAUACCCUCACAACUAAAGGAGGUAAAAGUGUGAAUAAGUCUAAUCUUGCCACGCCCUCAGGUCCGCGUAGUAGAGCACCUCUGGGUGACAAGACCACCAACGCAAAAGCGAAGGGUUCGCAGGCAAUUACUGUUAAGAGCGCCGUUCGCGAACUAGAGAAGUCUCAAGGCAAGGCGCCGGGAACUAUUCGACCCAAGCAGAAGCAGCCGCAAGCUGAAUUACAGAAGUUAGUAGUUCACGCUGAAGGAGCGGAUUUGCUAAGCGAGGAGGAGAUUGAAUAUUGUCCUCCUAAACCGAAGGACUCCCUUACGAAGAACUUAUUCAAGGGCUACUAUGACCACUAUUUUAACCCUCUCGAUGAGAAUGGCGUCUCGUUGGCUGACAGAGAGUUGGAAGAGAGAAACCGAAAGGCCAUGGAGGAAUGCGACAGGCGCAUCCAAGAAGAUAUCGACAGCAUUGAGUGGGGUAUUCAAGAGGAACCGGAGACCACUAAGAAGGCAACCUUCGUUCCAACUCGAGCACCUCUCGGGGUUAAGAGAACGGCGAUGAAUAGGGUACCAUCCACUAUUCAAGCAAAGAAGGCUGCCAGAGCUCUAUCGAUAGAUGACACGACUAAGUCAUUACAACGAAAGGCAGUAAGGCCCAUGGAAGUCAGUAGAAUCCCAGCCAAGAAGACCACAUCCCUUCCUAUACCUAGCUUCAGACGACAACCCGGCACUCAGACCCAAGCACUCCCUAGGAAAACAUCGACGGAGAUCGAGGCAAAUUCACGAACUACAAUUGGCUAUAACAAGGGCCGAACUACUGCUGCGAUACUUGCUCAGGGGACCACGAAGCCCGAAAGACCUGCAUCAAAGACUGGAUUUGCCCGUACUAAUACGACGUUGUCAAAUGAGUCUGACCGAACUAUUACUCCUGCUCGAUACGCUCACACACAAGCUAUAGUCGCGGCUGAAGAUCAGGAGUGGAAGGAGAGGGUUCCAUUCCUCUCCAUCUUCAACCCCGAGGAGGAUGACGAUGACGAUGACUUCGAUCUCCUCACAGGAAGUACGCUUAAAGGUCCAUGCGUAGACGAGGAUGAAGAUUUCGAGUUUAAACUUGCGGAUUAG
Daldinia childiae is the source of this 1320-nucleotide messenger RNA. RefSeq lists its product as uncharacterized. The record is from RefSeq and is a predicted model, not a curated record. NCBI's taxonomy places the organism in Eukaryota, Fungi, Ascomycota, Sordariomycetes, Xylariales, Hypoxylaceae. Bases 1 to 1320 code for a protein of 439 amino acids. The transcript has 3 exons.